AUGGAACCAUUUACCAGUAACUUCAGAAUUAACAUUUUCAAUUUUCAGGCACUUAAGUUCAAUUCAGGAAAACAUAUAGAGGAUAUGUAUGAACGAGAUAUCAAACAACGAGAAGGAAAUAAAUUGACAGAUUUGGUGUAUCCAACCUCGCUUAAUUUUGAAGAGAGCCUGUAUCAGCUCGAAUUCGACCCUAAUGACAUGAAACUAUACAAUGCAUUGCAAUCAUCUUUCCCGGAAAGCUUCCACUAUAUGGAAAGAGUGGAUGAGGACUCGUGGAGGAAGUAUGGUCAGAUGCGAAUCAACGUCUCACUUAUUGGGGUUAUUACAAGUGCAGUACGUGAGGGGAUGCCUGGCAAGAAAAGCCCCGUGGAGAGGGCUACAUAUGAUACUUCGAUGAUGUUGAUUGUGUCGUAUGUAUGGGAGCACAGGCAUAUGCAAGAUGCAAUGCGGAAGAACACAACUGUGGGGGUGGUGGUCAAUUUCUUGUGUUCGAAUUGA
Messenger RNA from Fraxinus pennsylvanica, 498 nucleotides. The record is from the annotation of a GenBank genome assembly. Lineage: Eukaryota; Viridiplantae; Streptophyta; Magnoliopsida; Lamiales; Oleaceae.